Molecule: messenger RNA, 415 nt
Organism: Conger conger (European conger)
Lineage: Eukaryota; Metazoa; Chordata; Actinopteri; Anguilliformes; Congridae
Product: guanine nucleotide-binding protein G(I)/G(S)/G(O) subunit gamma-12-like
Exons: 3
Coding region: 162-380 (72 amino acids)
Biological process (GO): G protein-coupled receptor signaling pathway
Cellular component (GO): heterotrimeric G-protein complex
Molecular function (GO): G-protein beta-subunit binding
Source: RefSeq, a predicted model, not a curated record
UUGUUGAGCUUUCACCUUUAACAAAGCUAUUCGCUCCCUUGAGUUCGCAGCAGAGGUUGUAUCGGGUCAACACGGCGCAGGCUCAAGGCACUGACUCCAGGGGUGCUGUGAUUGGACAGAGUGCUGGGAGUGAUUGCUGUGAUUGGACAGUGCUGGGAGUGAUGUCUGGGACAGGAUGCAGCAGCAACAGUGUGCUGCAGGCACGGAGGGUGGUGGAGCAGCUCAGGGUGGAGGCCGGCAUGGAGAGGGUCAAGAUCUCCAUCUCUGCGGCCCAGCUGGUGCAGUACUGCCAGGAGCACGGUCGGAGUGACCCCCUCCUCACCGGCAUUGCCACCUCCGCCAACCCCUUUAAGGACAAGAAGACCUGCGUGCUGCUGUAGAGCUGUUUAACGCUGGGUCACCAUGAGGGACCAAA